Molecule: messenger RNA, 1211 nt
Organism: Ilyonectria robusta
Lineage: Eukaryota; Fungi; Ascomycota; Sordariomycetes; Hypocreales; Nectriaceae
Exons: 1
Coding region: 101-934 (277 amino acids)
Cellular component (GO): intracellular anatomical structure
Molecular function (GO): oxidoreductase activity, acting on NAD(P)H, oxygen as acceptor
Source: RefSeq, a predicted model, not a curated record
CUUCAAAUUCCACCUCAUCUUUACACUCACUUUCAACCUCUCAGACUACCUCAUAAGCGAUUCUCAACUCCUUUCUUGCAUCUAGUUAUCAUCUCUGAAGAUGCCUUCUUCCAAUGUUGUUGUUAUUAUUGGCUGCGGUGGCAUGGGCCUUCCCCUCGCCCGACGUCUCGGCGCUGGGAGGCAGCUUUUCCUUGCCGACUUCUCAAACGACAACCUGACUGCGGCUCGAGAAGUUCUCCUCGAUGAGGGCUAUUCUGUUGAAACAAGGACAAUAGACGUGUCUGACUAUGCGUCUGUGAGCGAAUUCGCCCAAGCAGCCUCGUCGGCUGGCUAUAUCGAAACGAUCGUGCAUACAGCUGGCGUCUCACCAACCGGCCAAUCCAGCCGCACGAUUUACAGCAUCAAUCUCCUAGGGACCGCCAACGUCAUCGACGCACUCUUACCAGUCGCGCAAGCCGGCACAAGUCUUAUUUGCAUAUCUAGCAUGGCGGGUCAUUUAUGUCCACCGAUCCAGCCAGAGUUGGAACGCCACAUGGCCACAGCCCCGAGAGAUCAGCUCCUAAGCCACCACGACCUCGGGGUUGACGACACUAGUCCUGGAGGUGCACCCAAAGCUUAUGCAUAUUCAAAACGGGGCAAUCUACUUCGUGUCCAAGCGGCUGCUGCCGCAUGGGGACGUCGUGGUGCUAGAGUAAAUUCCGUCAGCCCAGGAGUCAUCUCCACAGAACAAGGUCGACGAGAAAUUGCUGGUCCCGCCGCAAAGUAUGUUGCAUCUUCUCCAGCUGCGAGAGUUGGAACGCCGCAGGAUAUUGUCAAUGCUGUUGCGUUCUUAGCAGAUCGCCAGUCGAGCUUUAUAACUGGAACCGACAUACUAGUAGAUGGUGGGGUUACGUCAUCUAUUAAAUGGAGGGGAACAGUGGAUAGCAAGGAGUAGGUAGCAAGCGAAAUGGUCAGUGGGAUUUUGCGACGGUCAAGGUUCUAAACAUAGUUCGUUCUUCAAGGCAUAGGCCACGUUUUGCUCCUUUUGAUAUCGGUCAGUAUGAAUGGAUGCAUAGAGUGUAUUUCACCUAGGUACUGUCUAUCGUCGAAUGGCUAGGUUCUUCUUAUAUAAGCUUAACUUUAUACGGCUUAUAUAGAAUCUUGAAGGUUAAAUUAGUCUUAAAUACUAUUUGGUAUCGGAGGUUGGGCCUGGGGCGAUUGACUGAAUUGAG